GCUAGCUAAUUAUGAGAGCAAGGUCCCAAAGCUUGCCAAAGCUAUAGCUCUUGCGAGGUUCUCGAGAAACAUUCCACGAAAGAAAGCUCCGUGUGCCCCUCCUCCUAAUCAAUUCUUCACCUCAUUCAUCUUAUCGCUACUAGUAGACUUCUAUCGUAUCUUGAAGGACAUACCUGCUCAAACAACAUGCCUGGGCAACUGAAGUCCUUUCUGGGCUCCAUGAAGAGACGACCCACGAAGGCCGCCGAUGGGAGAUCAGAUGAAGCCGCUGCCGGCGCAGCAAAAAAUGAGAAGACCUCAGUUGUCCAUGAUUUAAAACAUCUUGGUCUGAAAAAUACCAAAACCGUUGCCGAGGCCCUCACAACCCUGGCUGCUGGGAAACCUAUGGAUGACAAGGAGCUCUUACUGGAGAAUGGUGUCUCUAUGCUUCAGGGACUUCCACUUAACAGUGGCCUGAGUGAGAAAGUUUCAGAUGGCUUCAUCAGCAUGCUUUGGAAUGACCUACCACAUCCUCCACCCACGUUGGCUGGUCCCACAACGAGAUACCGGACACACGACGGCAGUGGUAACAGUCCUUGGAACCCAGAAAUGGGCAAAGCGGGCUCACCAUACUCUCGUAGUGUUCCGCCCAUGAAGCCCAAAGGCCCAGCAUUACCAGACCCUGAACUUGUGUAUGAGAAGCUCAUGAAGCGAGAUGGUCCAUUCAAGGAGCACCCGUCCGGUCUUAAUAGACUGUUUUUCUCAUUCGCUACGGUUGUUAUACACGAAUGCUUCCAAACAAGCAGGAAGGACGCAUGGAUCAACGAGACUUCGAGUUAUGUAGACCUAAGUACUCUAUAUGGCAACACUGGGAACGAGCAAAGGCGAGUACGUACAUAUAACAAUGGUCUAAUUUACCCUGAUUCUAUCGCGUCAGAAAGAAUCAUGAUGAUGCCUCCUGGUGUCGUCGCGAUUCUAGUUAUGUUUUCAAGGAAUCAUAAUCAGAUUGCGCAAAAUUUAUUCUUAGUCAAUGAGGAUAGCAGAUAUAAGCCCUGGGACUCUCUUGAUGAAGAUGGAAAGAAAUGGCAGGAUGAGGACAUCUUUCAGCUGUCCCGCAACAUAAAUGUCGGGUUCUUCGCCACUGUUGUUCUUAAGGACUACGUUGCGGCUAUUCUCAAUACUCCAAGAGCGGACUCAACUUGGUCACUUGACCUCGGGAAAGAGAUAAAACAAGCAGGGUCACGCGUUGAACGUGGUAGUGGAAACGUCGUUUCGGUGGAGUUCGCUGUGCUCUAUCAUUGGCAUGCAGCGCUCAGCGCUGCGGACGACAAAUGGAUGGAGGAUAUUAUCCGAGCCGCUCUUCCGGACCUGGGGCCAAUUGACAAUAUGACUGUGGAGCUUUUCCAUAAGGUCAUGAUGGUCCACGGCCAUAAGUUAAUGGAAACUCCUCCUCAGAGAUGGACAUUUGGCGGUCUACAGCGGAAUGAGAGCGGUAGUUUCAACGAUAAUGAUCUCGCGGGGAUCAUCAAGAGUUGUAUCGAAGAACCAGCACAUGCUUUUGGUGCGCAUGGCACACCAGCCAGUCUAAAAGUAGUGGAUAUCAUGGGCCAGCUACAGGCCCGUAAUCAGUUUAACGUGUGCACAAUGAACGAAUUUCGCCGAUAUCUAAACUUGAAAGCAUAUGACAGCUUUGACGAAUGGACCGAUGACAAGGAAACCGCCAGGGCAGCGGAGCUUCUUUAUGGUCACAUAGAGAAUCUUGAAUUGUAUCCAGGCUUAAUGGCUGAAUGCACCAAACCGGCGAUGCCUGGUAGUGGGGUAUGUCCAGGGCAAACCACAGGACGCGGUAUUCUGGAUGAUGCAGUCUCUCUUGUUCGUGGUGAUCGGUUUCUGAGCUAUGACUUUAACAGCAACACCUUAACAAAUUGGGGAGUCUCUAAGCUCGCCGCGAGCCCGCCAGGAUCUUACGGAGGUAUGCUUCCGCAGCUCCUCUUCAACGGUCUUCCUGAAGCGUUUGCGGGUACAUCUCCUUACGUCCUGCUUCCAUUCUACACCCCUAAGGCUGUCAAAGAAAUUCUUACGAACAAUAAGGUGAUCGAUUUAUACGAUCUCACUCGGCCGGACAGUGAUCGUACUCGUCUUGUGAGCGUCCAAACUCACCAAGCCUGUCAGAAUGUGCUCGAAGACCACGAGAAUUUUCACGCUAUAGCUUCGAUUGCCACCGAGAGCCUACCCGACAGAACUAACAGACACUCCCUGGCCAAUGGCAAGAGUACUGCCAACCGGCGGGAGGCUAUUCACAAAGCCUUCUUCAACCACGGAUUCGAGCAGAACGUAACAGAAUUUUUUAGUACGAACGUGGCGGCUCUGAUCAGGAAGCAUUCUCUGAGCUUCUCGAGGAACAGGAAUUCAAUCAACAUCGUUCGCGAUGUUACGAACAUAGCUCCAAUUCUCUACAUUGCUAGACGAGUCGCUAUUCCAUUGAAAACCCAGGACUGCCCAAAGGGUCUAAUGUCAAUAUACGAAACUUUUACCGUUCUCCUGGCUGUCUAUCUAUAUCAGAGCUUUAACGUACUCCCCGUCAAUGAGUGGAAACUCAGAGAUGGUGCAAAAAGAUCGUCAGAGCCUCUCCGCGCCGUCUUUGAGGCACACCUGAAGACCCAGAAAGGUCUUAAAGAGAGUGUGGUUGACUGGCUUGCGAAGGGCAGUUCCUAUGAGGUCGGACCAGAUGCUGACGCACUAUACCACGCUUUGAACGAAUCCGGACUUCCUGUUAGUGACUCAGCUACAGAGCUUAUCGACCUGGGAGCUUCAAUUGCUGGCAAAUUGACCCAUCAAGCGUCACUUCUUAUUGAUCUUUUCCUUAGUCGGGGAUACGAACAGUACAAAGAACGCAUAGUUCAGCUUGCUCAUAUGCCAGUAGCAGAAUCCGAGAUAGAGCUGCGAGGUUUCGUGCUUGAAGGUAUGCGGCAUGCUAGUGUGAGCCCUGGCCUACCUCGCGUUGCUACAAAUGAUGUCUCGAUAACAGACGGCACCCGUGGAUUAGUCAACAUCAAAGCAGGUCAGACUGUCAUUGUUGCAACAUCUAAGGCCGCUAUGGACCCUGUUGCGUUCCCUGAACCUGAGAAGUUAAAUCCGCAGCGCAAUUUCACGGAUAACAUGCUUAUGGGCUACGGACUACAGUCACAGUUCGGAACCCAACUUGUUGCCGCUUCACUUGCUGCCACAAUCAGGGAGGUCUUUAAACUUAAAAACUUGCGUCGUGCCCCUGGAAAACAGGGCUCGCUCACGACGACUUCAAACGACGUCGCUGGGGUUACACUGCGUCACUACUUGGAUGCCACUGCAAGAGAGGGUCCUAUACCCACCUCACUUGUCUUAGAAUAUGAUAAUUAGUUGAUUACGAAGAUUUAGU
Messenger RNA from Pseudovirgaria hyperparasitica, 3394 nucleotides. RefSeq names its product linoleate diol synthase. Gene Ontology annotation, molecular function: heme binding; monooxygenase activity; iron ion binding. Gene Ontology annotation, biological process: response to oxidative stress. NCBI's taxonomy places the organism in Eukaryota, Fungi, Ascomycota, Dothideomycetes, Acrospermales, Acrospermaceae. The record is from RefSeq and is a predicted model, not a curated record. Bases 187 to 3375 code for a protein of 1062 amino acids. The transcript is spliced from 4 exons.